Phascolarctos cinereus (koala) is the source of this 1542-nucleotide messenger RNA. The record is from RefSeq and is a predicted model, not a curated record. Lineage: Eukaryota; Metazoa; Chordata; Mammalia; Diprotodontia; Phascolarctidae.
AUGUCUCUAGUCGCCUACACCAGCAGUGAAGAGAGUGAGCCUGACGAAGCGGAGCACGAGGAGGAAGAGGAAGCGGCCGCCUCAGCCCAGGCUGGACCCAGCCUGGGGGGCUUCUUUGCCUCCAUCCCCCCGCCCACGGGUCCUGCCCUGCUGCCCCCGCCUCCCGCCAGAGACCCCCGGCUGCAACCCCUGCCCCCACUGCACUUAGGCCUGGGUGACUUUCCUCGGUCCCCGGGCCUCAGUCUGGCCGAGGCCCCGGGGGUGGGGGAGGGGCUGGAGCUGCCCCUGCCGCGGGCUGCAGGGCUCAACCUGCCCCCUCCGAUCGGGGGUGCCGGGCCCCCUCUGGGGCUCCCCAAGCCAAAGAUGAGGACUAGGGAGCCAGUGCGCAUCGCAGCCCCCGAGCUGCACCAGGGAGAUUCAGAUUCAGAGGAAGAUGAACCUACAAAGAAGAAAACUGUUCUUCAGGGAUCUGGUUUAUCAGCUUUGCUUCCCCAACCCAAAAUCCUGACCACAAAAGAGGCUAGCCGAUUGCUCCUGCCCUGUGCUUUCUCCCGAAAACCCACUGAUGGCUCUUCUGACACCCAGCUCUCCAAACCAGUCCCCAAGACCAAAUCUGCUUCUGCUUCCUCCUUUUCCCCUGUUAUGGGUGCCACCACUACUACCCCAUCACCCUCAGCCAUCAAAGCAGCUGCCAAGAGUGCUGCCCUGCAGGUGACAAAGCAGAUCACACAAGAGGAAGAGGAGAGUGAUGAGGAAGUAGCCCCUGAGAACUUCUUCUCCCUUCCAGACAAGGCUGAGACUCCUGGAGCUGAGCCAUACCUUUACCCUGUCCCUGCUGCUUCUGAAGAGUUCCCCCCAGGCACAGAGCCAGAUCCCACCUUUCAGGACGAUGCUGCCAAUGCUCCCCUUGAAUUCAAGAUGGUGGCAGGCUCAAGUGGGGCUCCCUGGGUGCCUAAGCCUGGGCACAACUACAGCAGUCAACCCUACAACCAGUUCUCUACAUAUGGUGACACUAAUGCCACUGGCAUUUACUAUCAGGAUUAUUACAGCAGUGGCUACUACCCCAAGUCUGAUCCAGCCUUAGCUCCCCCCCAGGAGAUUACCCCAGAAGCCUCUUUCAUUGAUGAUGAAGCCUUCAAGAGGCUUCAGGGCAAGAGGAACAGAGGAAGGGAAGAGAUUAACUUUGUGGAGAUCAAAGGGGAUGACCAGUUCAGUGGGGCCCACCAGUGGAUGACCAAGUCCUUGACAGAAGAAAAAACCAUGAAAUCAUUCAGCAAGAAGAAAGGUGAGCAGCCAACAGACCAGCAGAGGCGAAAACACCAAAUCACAUAUUUGAUUCACCAGGCUAAAGAGCGAGAGUUGGAGCUGAAGAAUACCUGGUCAGAGAACAAGCUCAGCUGUCGGCAGACCCAAGCCAGAUAUGGAUUCUAGGCUUCUGGAACUGACUUCCUCAAGGAUCCCAUCUUCCCCUUUAUCUAGUACCAGGUGGCCUGGCCUUGCCCUUCCCAGCUAACACCUUUGGGAGCCCCAGCAGCUCCAAGU